AUGUUCUUUGUUGUCAAUUUGCAAACUAGUUUCAAUUUGAAGAAGUUUGUAAAUGCAAGUCUAAAAUCUGCUGGAAGAGUUCUGAUUCUAACAACAAACUGGAUGAUGAAUUCCCUAAGGAAACUGGUUUCAUGUGUGAUCCUUGACUUGGAUGGAACUCUUGUAAAUACAGAUGGCAUUGUGAGUGAAGUUUUGAAAGUUUAUUUGGUGAAGUAUGAGAAGAAAUGGGAUGGUAGAGAGGCUCAUAAGAUUAUAGGGAAAACACCUAUAGAAGCUGCAGCUGCUAUUGUGGAGGAUUAUGAGCUUCCUUUAUCUAAAGAAGACUUGCUAUCAGAAAUUUCUCCAAUGUUCUCUGAUCAAUGGUGCAAACUUAAAGCACUACCAGGUGCAUAUCGUUUGGUUAAACAUUUAAGAGGACAUGGAGUGAAAAUGGCAUUGGCUUCUAACUCUCCACGAGCUAGCAUUGAAACAAAGAUAAGCUAUCAUGAUACUUGGAAAGAAUCCUUUGCAGCAAUUGUUGCUGGUGAUGAAGUGAAAGCAGGAAAACCAUCUCCUGAAAUAUUCUUGGAAGCAAGUAAGAGGCUAAACAUUGAUCCUUCUAAAUGUCUUGUCAUUGAAGAUUCACUACCAGGUAUUGCAGCUGCUAAAGCUGCUAAUAUGGAGGUGGUGGCUGUACCAUCACUUCCAAAGCAGUCACAUCUUUACACUGAUGCUGACGAGGUGAUCACUUCACUUCUUGACCUACAUCCUGAAAAGUGGGGCCUACCCCCAUUUGAAGAUUGGAUAGAUGGUACUUUACCCUUAGAACCUUGGUAUAUUGGUGGUCCUGUCAUCAAGGGUUAUGGCCGUGGCUCGAAGGUGCUUGGAAUACCAACAGCUAAUUUAUCAGUAGAAGGGUAUGCAACUGUCCUUUCUGAAAAUCCUGCGGGUGUAUAUUUUGGUUGGGCCAAAUUAUCAAACCAUGGUUUUUACAAGAUGGUUAUGAGCAUUGGUUGGAACCCGUAUUUUAAUAACACUGAGAAGACAAUUGAGCCAUGGUUGCUUCAUAAGUUUGAUAAAGAUUUCUAUGGUGAAGAGUUACAUCUUCUUGUUGUUGGCUAUAUCCGGCCCGAGGCAAACUUCCCAUCGCUUGAAAGCUUAAUUGCAAAGAUACAUGAAGAUGGUAAAAGAGCCGAGAAUGCACUUGAACUUCCUUUAUAUGCCAAGUACAAAGAUGAAAUGUAUUUCAAAAGCAUUGCACAUGGCCAAAAUAGUCAUUUGUGACCUCAAUUUUUAUGGUGUUUGAAAAUUGGUUGAGCAUAAACUCAUGAUAUUAAUAUACAAAUAUGUACUGAUUUGGGAUUAUCAAUUUCGAAAAAUAAAUGUAAUUUGGACUUUUACAACGAGGUGGUGGCAUGUAUAGACAUA
Messenger RNA from Lactuca virosa, 1407 nucleotides. The record is from the annotation of a GenBank genome assembly. Lineage: Eukaryota; Viridiplantae; Streptophyta; Magnoliopsida; Asterales; Asteraceae.